AGAAAGUGACCACGGCCAAAGCCUAUCCAGCCCUUUGAGCGGUGGGACUGCGACCAGACGGACUCAUUUACCCCAGUGACUGUUUACCACCUGAGAAAGCCUCCGCACGGAUCAGCGGGAAAGCUCACAUUUCAAACAAACAGAUUUUUCCCCCCUCUCUCUCUCUCUCUGGUGAGGAACCAUUGUGGUUGCUGCUUUUUGGACACUUAAUUUGCGCACGGCGGAUCUAUGAAGACGCAGGCAGGUUUUUCACUCUCAGCACCAGACCGAGGGAACAGGGAGUGAUUCACCCUCCCCACUCACACACACACCCACCCACCCCACCCUGCAGCCCCCAUGCCGGGCAUUAGCUCCACCGCGCCUCGAUAUGAAAACUGGGACAUGGACCACCUUGACCAUUACCAACAUUAUUUCUACGACGACCACGACCCGGAUGAGGAUUUCUUCAAGUCCACGGCGCCCAGCGAGGACAUAUGGAAGAAAUUCGAGCUGGUACCGACCCCGCCCAUGUCCCCCAUCCGGGCGGUAGAAGGGUCGGGCAGGGUCGGGCUGCUGUACCCGUCUCUGGGAGACAAGCUGGAGUGGGUUUCUCAGUUCUUGGGGCAGGAGGAUGACCAGCAGCAGGACCUGCCUUGCAAACUGACCACGGCCAAUGACUCCUUCGGGAACCUGAGCUCCAUCAUCAUCCAGGACUGCAUGUGGAGCGGUUUCUCGGCCGGGCAGCAGCUGGAGAGAGUUGUUGGGGAGCGCUGCGCCUCCUGUCCCGGGACGGGAGCGGCUGCCAAAGUCGCUGCCGGGUCUGCCGUUGCGUCCCCGGGCAGGACGCAGUGUGCGCCCGCAGACACGCCAGCCCUCAGCGGCUUGGCGGCGGACUGUGUGGACCCCGCUGCGGUGCUCACUUUCCCUUUAACCGGUGGAUCCGGUGGAUGCAAGAAACAAGUGUCCUCUGGUUCAGAGUCUCACACCGACUCAUCAGAUGAUGAAGAUGACAAGGAUGAGGAUGAAGAGGAGAUCGAUGUGGUGACGGUGGAGCACAAGCAGCAGCAACAGCAGCAGCAGCGUAAACCUCGUCGACUGGUCAACACCCGUAAACCUGUGACCAUAACGGUGCGGGCUGACCCUCUCGACCCCGGCAUGAAGCGUUUCCACAUCUCCAUCCACCAACAGCAGCACAACUAUGCUGCCCCAUCCCCGGACACUCUCCCCACGCCAGCCGAGCCACCUCGGAAGAGGGUUCGGCAGGAGGCAUCCACCCAGGCGACCCAGCCUCACCCGAACCUUCAUUACCACCAGCCCCGGCCUGGCCACACCCCUUUGAACUUGGACAGCCGAAAGUCUCACAUGGCUGGAGUCAGGUCAGAGUCACCUAACCUCAGCGCCUCCUCUCCUACCUCCUCCACAUCGCCUUCAUCUCCUCCCUCCUCCUUCUCUUCUUCCUCCUCCCAUCCCCAAUGCUCCCCGUCAAAGCCCCACUCCCUCUCUCACCUAUCCAGCCCCCAGUCCUCCGACUGCGAGGACACAGACAAACGCAAGGCGCACAACUUUCUGGAGCGCAAGCGACGGAACGACCUGCGCUCGCGUUUCCUGUCGCUGCGGGACGAGAUCCCCGGCUUAGCGGACUGCCCCAAGACUCCCAAGGUGGCGAUCCUCACACGAGCCACCGAGUACCUGCAGCAGCUGCAUGCCAGCGAGAGGCAGAAGGCUCAGGAGCGGAAACAGCUGAAGGCCAGACAAGUGCAGCUGCUGCAGAGGCUGGCACAGCUCAAACGAUCCUGAGCGCCGGGGUCGGCUGCCACCACACACGUACACUCACAGAACUCAAUGGGACUACAUGAAGGAGAAAAGACACUAAUGUUCACUUUGAGUUGGUCACGUUGGAAUAGUGCGGGUGGAUUUUUUUUUUUCCCUUCUGUUUUUGUGGUUUGCACAUUAGCUACGAGUGAUUGACAAGGUCACAAGCCGGUCGAGACAGCAAGCUAGGAACUGAUCUUAUGGGGAAUCUUACGGGCUGAUUAUUAUGUUCAUGGUUACUCAAUAUAGAUUUGUCAAACUGUUUUGUUUCCCCUUGCUAAAAAUGGUCAAAACUGUUGCUUGCUACUGGAAGGCCUGCUGUGGAUGCAGCAGCUUCCAGUUGAUAAACUGCUACAACUGUGCUGUUUAACUGCUGCAUGGUCUGGUCAGACGUCUCUUUUUGAUAGGGCUUGGUGUGCUUGCACAGCAGUAUUGUCUCCUCUUUCUAUCAGUCUGAAGAGCCCUGUAGAGUUUCUUUCCCUCUUCAAAUUUCAACUUUUUUUUUUUUUUUUUACACUGGUAGACGCUCAGCAUACAACUUGUUUUGACAUCAGGUUGAGUCUUUUUACUUCUAUGUUCUUUUCCAUUUUCCUUUUACUUUCCCCCUCACUCUCUGUAUGAUCUGACCUCUUCUCUGUUGUUUCUUGUCCUUUCCUUCUCUCUUUUUCCCUGUCAGCAGUUGAAGUUUCUAGCUUUAUGCUUGCCGGUAAUGGAGAUGCAGGGCAGCUAUAGUUGGACUGUACUGAGCCAUGCAACAGUGAUGUUACAACUGGAUGGAUAUAAUAUGUUCUGCACCUCUGAAAUAGCUCAGGUUAAGUCCCGACAUCUGUGCCUGCAGGUUUUCACUGAUUAACUUGUUUUCUUGUUGCAUCAGAGAUGUUUUUCGACAGCAGUGCUUUGCCCGCAGUAACAGCCUGUUCUGUAGCAUUAUUUGGAGAAAAUGAGAAUAUACGCUGCCAUCAAGGCAUUGUUUGAGAUUUAUCAUGUUUUCAAGCAACAAUCUGCAAAAACAGUAUGAAAAUUGUAACCAGGAUUUCACACUCUUUAUUAGUGUUGUGUGAUGGAGACCCGCCAAAAGGUGAAUGUCGGCUUCAGUUAAUUAACCAAAAGAUGCCCUUAGAGAAUGACUCAAAUCUAAUCUGUCUGUUAUCAAAGAUGCCAACUUUUGCUAGGACUUGAAGCCCACUGAGUUCCAACAAUAUAUUUCUGUCAUCUUGCUGUCUGAUUAUAUUUGUACAUUUUUUUUUUUUUUUUUUUUUUGCAUUUGAUGUAAUGCCUAUAGAAGCCUUUCAAUGUAGACAUUAUGUAUAUAUUACCCUCACUGUACAGUCCCUUCCAAACCAAAACCAGAGCUGUCUACUAUACUCAUCCUAGUUUUUGUUCAGCCUUGUGUGCUACACCGGGGCCAGGCUUGCUGGCUUUUCAAAGAUAACUCAAAGCUUCUAUUUUUGUUAAAAAAAUGAUUAUGAAAAAGAGUCAAAAUAAAACACUUACUGAACAUUGAACACACUAGCCACUUUGUCACAUUUUUUUGUUUUCAUUACUUUUCUGUCUCUGGGGUUUCUUUAUUUGUACAAGUCACAGUUGACAAAAGUUUUAUACUAUAUUUUCCUACCGAGUUGUGUUUCAGUGUGAGCUAAUGACUGUUUUUGUUAUGUAGCUGGCAGGGCUUUAUUGGUGGUUAUGUGCUGAAAAUUGGCAUGUAAGGUCUGCUUUCUCUUUCUGUGUCUCUCUGGAGUGGAAAGCACCUGAAAGCUCUAUUCAAUCCAAUCACUGUAGCUGUAGCGCUCUCUUAAAUCUGGUGUGUGUGUGUGGGGGGGGUGGGGGGGUGGUUAAGAGGAUCUACCGAUUAAACUUAAGGCAGUGUGUAGCCUUUAGCGACCUUAAUGUUACUGCUUUCUUUGCUUUUUUGCAGGCCCAGUGCUCCCCAUUGUCCCAUAAGCCAUGCAACAGAGAACACUGUAGCCAUGGAUCUAGUACUGUAAAUGACUCAUAACUAGUAGCAUCCCCUGCUUUACCAGCACUCAGGAAACCCUCAAGUAGUCUGUAGCUCUUGUGAUAGGUCUUGUGCUUGAGAAAAAAACAAGCCUAAUAUUAUAUGCUGUGUGUAUAAUAUAACCUCAGAAACCACUUUCAGAGAUGAGAGAGGAUUUAAUCAGAGGAUUCAUGAUGUACUUGGUUGAAGAAAGGAGAUCAUCAUAAAUUUUUCCCUUUUCCUUUUUCUUCUUCUUCUUCAAUAAAAACUGCUAAUUAAUUCAGCACAAAUCACCAAUAGCUCUGAUUUUAUUUUAUUUUAUUUUAUUUUAUUUUUUUAAAGAGGGAGCACCGCCAGCAGUGGUUUGCCCCAUACUUUUAUUUUGUUUAACUUGUAUUGGUCACUGGUCUCUGCGGUUGGCACAGUCAUGGUAGCAGUCAACAUUGCUUGCUUACUUUGGGAGUUCAGUUAUGGUGAUUUUGGAGCCUUGUCUCAGCACUUUGUUUUUUUCUGUACCUCAUAAACCUCUAUGUAUGAAGAGUAAGUCAGAAAAUUAAUAAAUUUCAUGGUUUGACA
Molecule: messenger RNA, 4342 nt
Organism: Toxotes jaculatrix (banded archerfish)
Lineage: Eukaryota; Metazoa; Chordata; Actinopteri; Toxotidae
Gene: myclb
Product: MYCL proto-oncogene, bHLH transcription factor b
Exons: 3
Coding region: 337-1776 (479 amino acids)
Biological process (GO): regulation of transcription by RNA polymerase II
Molecular function (GO): RNA polymerase II cis-regulatory region sequence-specific DNA binding; protein dimerization activity; DNA-binding transcription factor activity, RNA polymerase II-specific
Source: RefSeq, a predicted model, not a curated record